AUGGCCUGUGUACUGCCCACAUCAACUGAAGUACCCAACAUACAACCCUUGCCAGUUUUGGUGUCCACCAUAAAGCCUGUGCCAGUGCUGGUGUCUCACCGCCGCCUCCGGGACAGAUUUACAGGACUACACCUGCAGGAGCUGGAACGCUUUUUCCAGAGAAAUCACUAUCUCAGUGCUAAAGACAGGAUCCAGGUCAUAAAGCAUGGAAAUAUCACCUAUCCAGGCCAUGUGGAACGUGACGAGAAAGAGGAGAAAGGUGUGAAAGCACAGCUGGUCUUGCGCGCUGGAGAGGAGAGAAAUGGGGAAGAGAGUGACCGGUCCCCUGCCUGGGCUGGGAGCCUCAGCACCAAAAUGGGGAGGAGCAAAAGAACUGAGGGUAUGGAGGAGAAAGGGGAGACUACAGCAGGCCAGAUGGCCUGUGUACUGCCCACAUCAACUGAAGUACCCAACAUACAACCCUUGCCAGUUUUGGUGUCCACUAUAAAGCCUGUGCCAGUGCUGGUGUCUCACCGCCGCCUCCUGGACAGAUUUACAGGACUACACCUGCAGGAGCUGGAACGCUUUUUCCAGAGAAAUCACUAUCUCAGUGCUAAAGACAGAAAACAGCUGGCAAGGUGGAUGGGUGUGACUGAGGCCAAAUUGCACAGAUGGUUUAAGAAGAGGAGAGAGGACUUCAGCAGAGGACAGAGUCAGUCAGGGAUGAGUGGUGGAACUCCUCCAGAAACCACCCCACCCCUCUCUGUACGUGGCCCAGGAGCCCUAGUGUACUACCCUGGAGUCACUUCUCCUGAUACCAAGGGCCUCUCCUCCAUUGCUGUCAGCUAA
Messenger RNA from Arvicanthis niloticus (Nile rat), 828 nucleotides. The record is from RefSeq and is a predicted model, not a curated record. NCBI's taxonomy places the organism in Eukaryota, Metazoa, Chordata, Mammalia, Rodentia, Muridae.